This is a messenger RNA of Monodelphis domestica (gray short-tailed opossum), 5587 nucleotides long. It is a transcript of the gene SLC35A3, whose product is annotated as solute carrier family 35 member A3. Gene Ontology annotation, molecular function: pyrimidine nucleotide-sugar transmembrane transporter activity. The record is from RefSeq and is a predicted model, not a curated record. Lineage: Eukaryota; Metazoa; Chordata; Mammalia; Didelphimorphia; Didelphidae. Gene Ontology annotation, cellular component: Golgi membrane. Gene Ontology annotation, biological process: pyrimidine nucleotide-sugar transmembrane transport.
UCCUCAUUCGACACGGGCUCUGGACAGACCUCAGCCACGCUCCUGGACAUAAACACUCUUGGUCCUGCCGACCCCUCCCCGCGGGCCUCGCAGAGGAGAAACAAAGGGAGUCUCGUCCCCAGUUCUGCGAAGAGAGACCUCCACGGUCCUUCCAGGCGAAGGUACACGCUAGGGGGCGCUCCUUAGGGGCCCCGGAGCGGAGCAGCCAGGAACGGUGUUCGCGAGGUCGCGGGCGCCGCCGGAGCGUUUGGGGAACGGCACCGCGGGAACCCGGAAACGCCAAAACUCGCCGGGCUGGCGGCGGCAGGCUCAGGAGGAGUGGCGGUGGCGGGGCGUUCUGCGGCUGGUCGGACACGGCGGAUCCGGCCAUCCAAGGCUCCGCGGUCUGCGGAGCGGGCCCUCCCACUGUGCACCGAGCAGCAAAAAGAUUACAGUUCUUUAAAUUCAUAACAUUGUGGAGUGAAUCAUGGAAGAUAACGGGCAGAAAAUUACAACUGGAAGCAACAUUUCUGCACAUGAAGAAAAGGCAAUGUCUGCCAACUUAAAGUACCUUUCUUUGGGAAUCCUAGUCUUUCAGACUACCAGCUUGGUUCUCACUAUGCGUUAUUCGAGGACUUUGAAAGAAGAUGGACCUCGUUAUUUGUCAUCUACUGCAGUAGUCAUUGCAGAACUUUUGAAGAUCAUUGCCUGCAUUUUGUUAGUCUACAAAGAUAGCAAAUGCAGUCUGCGAGCAUUGAAUAGAGUAUUACAUGAUGAGAUUCUAAACAAGCCUAUGGAAACACUUAAGCUUGCUAUUCCAUCAGGAAUAUAUACUCUUCAGAAUAAUUUACUUUAUGUAGCAUUAUCAAAUCUAGAUGCAGCUACUUAUCAGGUCACUUAUCAGUUAAAAAUUCUUACAACAGCAUUGUUUUCUGUGUCCAUGCUUAGUAAAAAAUUAGGUUUGUAUCAGUGGCUCUCUCUAAUGAUUUUAAUGGCUGGCGUCACUUUUGUACAGUGGCCCUCAGAUUCUCAAGAAUCAGCUUCUAAAGAACUCUCAGCAGGCUCUCAGUUUGUAGGUCUGAUGGCAGUUCUUACAGCUUGUUUUUCAAGUGGCUUUGCGGGAGUUUAUUUUGAGAAAAUUUUAAAAGAAACCAAGCAAUCCGUGUGGAUUAGAAACAUUCAACUUGGUGCUUUUGGGAGCAUAUUCGGAUUAAUGGGUGUUUACAUUUAUGAUGGAGAAUUAGUAUCAAAGAAUGGAUUUUUUCAGGGAUAUAACAAACUGACCUGGAUAGUUGUUGUUCUGCAGGCACUUGGAGGCCUUGUCAUAGCUGCUGUUAUUAAGUAUGCAGAUAAUAUUUUAAAAGGAUUUGCAACAUCUUUAUCUAUAAUAUUAUCAACACUAAUAUCCUAUUUUUGGCUGCAAGAUUUUGUUCCAACUAGUGUCUUUUUCCUUGGAGCCAUCCUUGUAAUAGCAGCUACUUUCCUAUAUGGCUAUGAUCCCAAACCUUCAGGAAAUCCUACUAAGGCCUAGUUAUUUUUUGAAACUUGAUUCUCAGGAUUGUUCAUAUAUUAAGAUCUUCAAACAUCAUUUGUACGUGGAGGAUGUCAGCAUAAUUUCUGUGAGAGAUCAUCAAACUGAGUCUUAUCAUGAUUGUUUAAAUGAUUUGAAGUUACAAAGGUUUUGGAACCAUAAGAAGUUUGUUAUAGGUGGAAGUGAAAUAUCCAGUGCAUCCAAAAGUAAAAACUCGAAAGAAACAACUAAAAUUAAGAAUGUUUACAACUUGAACUCUGAAGUUAAUGAAAAAGAUUUUUACAAUUUUGAUUGCUGCAGAAAUGUCCUAUGCACUCUUUGCAAGAGCACAUGAAAACAUUUGUCAGAUAUCAAUUUUUGCAAAUGAAAUCUAUUUAAUCUUAGUAAAUGUUUUUAAUUUGUGUGUAGAUAGAUUACACUGAAUAUAAUUCAUCAUUCUGUAAGAAAGAUCAUAAUUCACUAUUUCUUAUUCAAGCUGUGAAGAAAUUGAAGUAUGAUUUGAAAAAUUUUUUCAUAUAUCCAAGAUUUUUAUAUUUAUAAAGGGAUUACUAAACAAGUUUGAAUUCUGUUAUUUGUUAAGCUCUAUAAAAUUGAUACUAUUAUGGGUCUGAUUUAUUAUCAGAAGAGGAAAAUUUAUAUAUAAUAUUCUCUGUGUGGUGAUAUAUAUAACCAAAUACAAGCUAGAGGUAGAGUUUUAAUAUGGGUUUCUUUUUAUUUUUUUAAUAAUUAGAUCUUUAAUAUUACUUUAAAUUUUGUUUGUGUGUGAUUCAGUCCCUUUUAAAGUUAUUAAAUGUAACUUAAGAUGAAGUAAAUACUUAAAAUAUGUAAUGGUUCAUAAAAAUAUAUCAUUGCCUAUAUCCACUCUAUUUGGAGUCAUUAUGGACUAUCAUGUAUAUAUUCUACUUUAUUACAGAGUUUUUAAAUGGAUGUUUUACUCAUUAUAAGAGCUUCUUUAAAGCUGUAACAGUAAAGAUAUUUUUAGUUUGAAUAUAAGUUGAUAUGAAAAUGACUUCUAGAACUAUUUUGGAUGGCUGUUAUAUCAUUUGAAAUGGUAUAAGUUUAAAUUCAGUAUUCCUAAACAAAACUUUGUUAAGCCCACCAUAUACAUAAGUGCCCUAUGUACCUAGCUGAAGGGGAUACUAUUUUUUAUAAGACUCCAAGCAUUGCAUGGAACUGCUUGGACAGAGCAACUAUUUCUUUUUAUGUUUACAUACAUGGUUGUGUGUGUGUGUAUGUGCACACAUAUUUAUACAUAUAUACAAACACUUAAAAUUGGUGUCUGUAUGUGUAUAUAUUUAUUUGUGUAUAUAACUAUACAACCAUUUUAAAAUAACACCAUUUAUAUUGUAUGUUCUAAGGAACAUAAAAGUGGAAUCCUUUAUGUUAUAAGUCAUUUAAUAAUUUUUAAUGGGGUUGAGAUAAUGUCAAGUGAUAAGGUAAAAACUUUCCAAAAUUAUCAUGUUGAGUUAAUAUUCCAGUUUGAUCUCUGUAUAAUGUACUUUAAAACAGCAUAUAAAAUUUUACUGUAUUAUUUUAAAAUUUUGCAUAAAUUACUCAAAAUUCAAUUCAACAGUCAUCCAUUCUGGGGUAAAUCUAAUUUAAAAUCUAAUUUAAAUCUAAUUUAAAAGUUCUGUGCUUAAAAGUAAGAUAUUCUUAUUGUUUUAGGACUAAUUCUGAGUCAACCUGCUGUCAGAUUUCCUUAAAAAUAUUUAUUAUUCUACUGUGUCCAUAAAUCAAAAAUUUACUCCUACCUCUUCUGAUCAAGGUUUCAAUUUCUUAUUAAUGUAUUCAGUUAUAAAACACUUGGAAUCAUAGUAGAUAUUGCAAAUUGACCCUUGUCAUACAGAAUUCCUAGGCACAUAUACCUUUUACUAACUUCCCCUGAGAGUUAAAUUAUUAAUAAUUUGGAGUGUGUUCUUAGUGUGCAACAAAAUUCUGACCUAACUGAAAUUAAAAUCCUUUAAUUACAUAGCAAAUGUAAUGCACAAUAUUCCAGGAAUGAGUUUAUUUCUCAAAUAUUGACUAGGUAUCUAAAUAGUAAUGCAGCAUUCUUUCUUAGCUAGUUGACAUUAUGUGGCCUGGCUCUUAUUUUAAUGCUUUGAAAAGUAAUAUUAAUAAAGUAUUAGGAUGUGGUUCAUGUGAUGGCAUGUUCCCUCUAACUAAAAACUUAAAAUUAUUGAAGUAUUCAAAGCAAGUAUAUCAAAACAGUCUAUUUUCAGGAAAUAAGGAAAUACUGUUAUUCAGACCAUUGUAGUAUAGCAGAAAAAGUGAGGAGACCUAAGUUCUAGUACACUUGUGCUACUAAUUCAUUCUGACCUUGAGCAAAUCACCUCUCUAGACAUCAGUUUUGAUGCUUGUUAGAUAAGAAUGUUAGGCUAGAGGGUUCUUUCUAGUUUUAAUAUUCUAUGAUCAAAGACCAUAUAUUUUCAAAGUAACUAUUCUAUGGACAGAGAAUUUAUAUUUUACAUUUCUAGUAGUUAAGAAAAUGUUUGUUCCUACAUAUUUUAGAGUAUAAUUUAUAGGUUGUAUUCACAGGGAAAUAUAGUAGAAUGCAAAAUUUGAGAAGGAUCGAUAAUUGGCUUUUACAAACAUUGUUUUUUUUAAAUCAGUUAAUAAUUUUACCUUAAAAAAAUCUUAUCUAUUAACCUUGUAAUUAAAAAAAAUUAUCUCAUUACAAAUAUAGGGUUUGGGCACCUAAAAAUUCCAGUAUUUUUAAAAAUUCAGAUUUUUUUUCAUCUCUUUAACUACUUUAUUUACUAAAAAUAAGCCAUUUUAUUUACUAAAAAAUUGCCAUUUGGGGCAGAAUGUGCCAAUAGUUAGCACUAUAAUAAAUUGAGUUUAUUGUGUCCAGUUUAAAACUAGAUGAAAAAACUUAAAAUAUAAAGAAUGAAUUUACCAACAGUACAGUAAUAUAUCAAAUUAUUUAGGAGUACUAAAAUCUAUCACAAAUUGGAAUGAGCAAUAGUUUGCAUUUCUAGUUAUUCUUGAUGGGGCAAAACUUGAAAGUCAGCUUAGGAUCUGGACAAAAACAUUGGAAGAAAGAACUGUAAAUCAAAAGACUACCCCUACAGAUUUCAGAAAUUUAGCUGUAGUUAGUUUUGGAUAUGAUUCUUUUUACCUUUAAGAACUGAAAACUUUUCAGCAAAGUAGUUUUCUAGACUUUAAAAAUGUUAUUAUAUAUGCUUCCAGUGUAGCAUUAUUUUUGAAAAAUAGUUUAUUUUUGUCCUUAUAUCAUCUUUUAAUUUAAAUUUUCAUUGUCAUGACAGUAUUUAUUAUACAUCAUGAAUGUGUGCUUUUCAAUAGAAAAGCCUUCUAGAAAUUGUUUAUGCUGUUUGUAAGUCACCUUAAAAAUCUCCAAAAUGUAGCAUUAUUUAGUAAUAAAUAUAGGACCAAAAGAAGCACCUUUUACAAAUUAAGGUCCUAUGUGCCUUGCUUACCAAAUACCUGAAUUUUUCUGGAGGUUGUUGCUGUAUUUCACAAUUAUGGAGACAUGAUGGCAAUGUCAGGAACUUUUAAAUAGUUAUUUCUCAGUUUUAAAAAAUUCUGUAUCUACAUGUGUUCAUCAAAUCUGUUUUAUGAUACAAAAAAUUAAGUGUGCUGUGCAUAUAAGUAAUAAUCAAUAUAUAAAUAAAGUGAAUACUAUUACUCAUUGUCAAGCAUAUAAACUGGAGUGCCAAUCAGAUUAAAAUUUUUUAAAUGGAGUACAAAUCAGAUUCCUGUUAUAGCUCCUUGUUAUUAAAUAAUAUUUUACUGCAAUUUUUGUCCUUUAUGAUUUGAAUCUUUUGUUGUGGCUCCAUGUUUUAUUUGCUUAGAUACCUUUUGGUUUGAUGAACGAUAUGUAAUUUUAUAUAUUUAAACUUUAUGAAAAUUUUUAAAAAUUGUACAAUCUUUUUGUUAUGUCAUGUUUUUGAUUGAUAAAUAUUUCUAAUUUUUUCAAUAUAUAAUUAUCACCUACUGCUUAAUGAGUUUUAUUGGAAUCUAGACAUAGUGUUAUUACUGGAAUUAAUUGUGACCCUGUUUACAUAUAUCUAUAAUCCUGAAUGUGAAUUAAAUUUCUCCUUUUUUAAUGGUGAUAAA